Molecule: messenger RNA, 792 nt
Organism: Aspergillus homomorphus CBS 101889
Lineage: Eukaryota; Fungi; Ascomycota; Eurotiomycetes; Eurotiales; Aspergillaceae
Exons: 1
Coding region: 188-751 (187 amino acids)
Source: RefSeq, a predicted model, not a curated record
ACGCGACUGCGGACUACCGACAAGGCUGACUGUGUAAUGAGCGUGUGGAACAGAAGAGCAAAGGGAGAGAAUAGAAUGCAACUAAGAUCGUGCACGGGAUUAGUAUAUACAGCUGACCCAAUCGAAACCGACCCCGGAGCGGCGCAGAGUGUUCUCCCAGGAGAAAGAUAAAAAGAAAAACGACCAGAUGACCCCAGGGACGAGGUUCCCUCGAGUUUAUGAAGGGACCUCGAGGGAUCUCGAGGAGCUGUCAGGCCCUUGCUGGACUGCAGCCGGGGGGAUCCUUCCCAGGAUCUGUAGGCCAGUGCGGAAUUGCGAUGAAUGGUCGAAUGAGGAGCUUGCCCUCGUUCCCGAUAGCUUGCGAGAUAGAGUUGGAUCUAGACAGUUCAGUUGCUAUUCGAUGGAGCCCAGGGUGGCCAGCCAGGCACCUCAGGUAGGGAGGGGAGAAGCGAGCCAGCAAGCAAGGCCGAUGUGGAGUCAUAAUUGGCAGGGGCAAGUAGCCAACAAGAGAUGUCAAGGUGGAAGAAAAGAAAAAAAAGUAAAAAUAACUCGAAGGAGGAAAGCGAUCGAGUCCGUGCCAGACGACUAUUUGCUGGGCUGGAUGGACCCUGUCAUCAUCGUCGACAGGAUGGGCGCGCAUCUUUUCUUUUCUUAUGCAGCGAAGGAAGGGACGGUCAGUCAAGCUUUGAAUCGCCUAGAAUCAAUGAUCAGUCAAUCAGCCCUUGGAUUGAUGUUGGUUGGUCUCGUGUGACUUCAUUAUUGCCGCGUCGCGUCUACUUCGCUUCUUUCUCU